GUAGCUUUUGCUCCUACUCGCAGGUGCUGUUUCGCUGCCUUAUCUGUCUCUGUCUCUUUGUUCUUGCUUCUCAUCCUUUGCUUCAUGCUCCUCCGUCCUUGGUUAUUCGGCUGGCUGCCAAGACAUGUAGCGCGCCAGGCGUAUAGCAGAAACUAUUUGCUUGCCGUCCAAUAUGGAGACACGGCUUCGGUAAUAUCGCCAACCCGCCGCAUGUUUGACCAGGUGUCCUGUCGAUACGUCAGAGCUAGCACCAGAUCCCAGCGCGAAAGCAUCCCCGAUGGGGAAAUUGACAAAGCAGCGCCGAGGUUAGCUCAACAUGCAGUGCACUGGCAGAUGAGACGAAAGCCCGUGAAGGAGAUGGCCAUCGUCCGAAACAAGUCGUUCGUCGAUCGUCCCUCGAGAGCUUGCUUCAGUUUCGGUCCUUUUUUCUUCGCCCGUUUGAGAGCCGAGAGCCGGUUUCUCGGGUUCGAUGCUCGGAGUCGUGGCUGGCUGUGCCUUAAAAUAAAAUAGCCCAUGGCUUGCUUACCAGGGGGACGAGCCGUGCAUGCAGUUGUUCGUGGCGUCGUCGGUAAUGAUCAGGAUCC
This is a messenger RNA of Trichoderma harzianum CBS 226.95, 584 nucleotides long. RefSeq lists its product as hypothetical. The coding region runs from base 85 to 510 and encodes 141 amino acids. The record is from RefSeq and is a predicted model, not a curated record. The transcript has a single exon. NCBI's taxonomy places the organism in Eukaryota, Fungi, Ascomycota, Sordariomycetes, Hypocreales, Hypocreaceae.